Messenger RNA from Linum trigynum, 222 nucleotides. The record is from the annotation of a GenBank genome assembly. NCBI's taxonomy places the organism in Eukaryota, Viridiplantae, Streptophyta, Magnoliopsida, Malpighiales, Linaceae.
AUGCCAAUGAAGGAUUCACCGUGUACGAUUGCAGCAACGGCGAGUUGGUCUUCCGAGUUGACUCGUGCGAGCUCGACGCCCGGGACAGAGACGAGCUCGUCUCACGGGUCCCCACGGCCGCUGCUUAAUCACUUUCCGAAAGAAGGUAAACCCAGUACAAGAACAAUACGCACUCUCAGUAUCACAUUACCGAGUCAUGAUGAAGUUCAAGGGAGUAGUUGA